AUGGCAUAAGCUCAGGCAUUGGCUGGAGAGAAUUACGAAUUCAAAGCUGCUCCAGAAGUUGUGAAACCGAAACCUAAAUACAGAUAACCGGCUUUAUUAUCUUCAGAGGAUCAAAAUAAUAGUUCAUUGUUGGGAUGCAAUAUAAUGUUUGAUAAAAGGGUUGUAAGAGGAAAUACUUAUGCAAGUGUGUAAACAUAAGGUGAUAAAAAAUUAAUGACACUGAAAUCAUUCAAAAAACCAUAACAAAAAUCAGCUUAAUAACCAUAGACAACCUAUUUACAUCCAAGCACUCCUAGACCAUUUUAAAAUCGUGUUAACAUUGAUAUCUAAACUGAUGAAUAUUUAGAAAUAUUGACAGAUAAACCACCUGAAUAAGAGAUGGAUGCAUAAACCGACUACUAUAUUGAUAAACCACCUGAUAGAUUGUUUGUACCGAAGAAGAAUGGUAUAGAUAAAGAAACCUAAAUUUGGGAAGGAGAUCUCUUUGAUUUUGAUUAGGAAGUAGAACCAAUCUUGUAGGUCUUAAUGAAUAAGAUAUUGGAACAAUCAAGAAUGGAAGUAUUGGAAGAAGAAGAAAUUAAGUUAAUGAAGCACUAAUAGAAAUAACAUGAAAAAUAAAAGACUUCAGUUCUAUCAGAAAUGCAAAGAUUGGAGGCUGUUCAAUAAAGAUUAGAUUAAGAGGAGGCAAGAAGAAAAUUGCAAUAUGAAACAUUUUUAAAAAUACAAAAGCAAAGUCAUUAAAAAAUAGUUUGCAGAAAUCUAUCAAAAUCAUUAAUAAAUCCUCUUAAAUAAAAUACAAUUAAGAGAUUAUAGGAUUUAGGCGUUUUUCGAGAUCCAUUAGAAACAGCUUUAUUAUAUGAGUAUAUUCCUUGGGUUUAUGAAAAUGUGUUAAAUUAGUUAGUUGAUGAAAAUGAUAAUGCGUCUAAUUUUAAUAGUAAAUCAUUAACAUUAUUAGGAUAUGUUAAAUACUAUCGAAGAAACUAUUACUAUUGA
This is a messenger RNA of Paramecium tetraurelia, 993 nucleotides long. RefSeq lists its product as uncharacterized. The transcript is spliced from 4 exons. Lineage: Eukaryota; Ciliophora; Oligohymenophorea; Peniculida; Parameciidae. Gene Ontology annotation, cellular component: cilium. The record is from RefSeq and is a predicted model, not a curated record.